UUUACCAAAAAAUAAAAAGGUCUAAAACUUGGAAAAAAAUGUACAGUGUAAUAUUAUGGAAUUAUUUUGAAAAGUGAUUAAGGAAGUGAUAUUGUUCUUUUUAAACGAAAUUGUACAGUAUUGAAUCGAUACUUUUGAUGUUGAUGUAUCAAAGAUACUAUGGAUUAAAUGGAUAAUUUAACGUGCAAGUCUGUGAAAAUGGAUUUGAGACAAUAAUGGACUUUUUAGAUAAUAUUAUAAGAAAAAUAUGUAAUAAUAUAAUUACUUAUCCGCGCAGCUAUAACGUGUUAUACAAUAUAUGAAUUUGUUCAAAAUGUGAAAAUUACAUAUUUACGAUUAACAUUUUUGUCUGAUAAUACAUAAGUGCUGUAUAAGUACCACUAUUGAUGUGUUUUUCGUGUCGGUGCAUUCACCGAUUCUUUUGAUGGAGUUGCGCACAGUGAGUGGAUUUAUUCACAUCUUCAUUAUGGAACCAAAGUAUUUUGCAUAUGUGUGGAUUUUACUCCAUGGAUUUAUAUGCCAGCUGGCCGCCCUGGACCUUUCCUCUGAUGCCGGCCUGCACAACUUCAAAAAACGAACUCAGUGUCGUGACUCUCUGGGCAUGCAGUCCGGCGCCAUUCCUGACUCAGCGAUCACAGCCAGCUCUUCUUUCGAUGAUGACACUGUCGGACCGAAGUUUGCAAGGAUACGUACAGAGACGAUGGGAGGAGCCUGGUGUCCCAAACCGAUGAUCAGCCAGAACUCGUAUGAGUACCUGCAGAUUGACCUCGGCAAACUCUCCGUGGUAACCAUGGUGGAGAUCCAGGGACGCUUUGGGAAUGGCCAGGGUCAGGAGUACACAGAGCAGUUCCUGUUGGAAUAUCAGAGGGAGGACAUGGGCGAGUGGAUGAGAUUCAGGGACAAGCAGGGGACAGAGUUGUUCAAGGGCAAUGAGAACACGUACCUGACAGAAAUGAGGGAGGUAACUCCGCCAAUAAUAGGCCGCCGUGUCAGGUUCAUCCCGUAUAGCAAGACUCUCCGUACCGUGUGCAUGCGGGUUGAGAUAUACGGCUGCAAGUGGGAAGAUGGUGUGGUGUCGUACAGCGUACGUCAGGGAGACCGACGUGGCUCGGAGCUAGACUUUGUGGACUUCACGUACGACGGCAUGAUCCAGGAGAACUUCCUGUUGGAGGGGCUGGGUCAGCUGACAGAUGGGGAGAUAGGGGACUACAACUUCAGGCUCGACAACGAAGAUCUGCGGAUAAAAGGAUAUGAGUGGGUGGGCUGGCGUAAUGACACUCAGGACUUCCAGGGCCCUCUGAUCAUCACGUUCAAAUUUGACCAAGUGCGCAACUUCAGCAAAGUCUUCAUCAACUGCAACAACCUUUUCUCCAAGGAAGUUCGUGUUUUCAAGGUGGCACUGGUUUACUUCAGCGUGGGUGGGAAUCUCUACCAGAACUCGCCGGUGAAGUAUGACUUUAUUCGGGACGACGUGGUGGAGUAUUCGAGACCCGUGAUGAUCAAACUCAACAACAACGUGGGCCAGUACGUCCGUUUGCAGUUGUACUUUGAUGCCAAGUGGAUCAUGAUCAGUGAGGUGCAGUUCAUAUCAGAGCCUGCAACUGGCAACUUCACAGAGGAGGUUCCCCCCGCAACCUUGAAACCCCCGCUGGUGCCUCCCAAACCAGAGGACAAGUACUACGAACAUGAGCUGAACAUUGGCAAGGAUGGCAAGGGAACGCAUGCAGGCAAUGUAGAGCCAGAGAAAGCUCCCAACCAGCAGACACCAGGAAGUGACAUCAUCGGUAUCAUCAUCGGUUCCCUAGCAGGGCUCAUUGCCAUUCUCAUUGCCAUAGUGAUUUUUAUUGUGUGCCGACACCGGCGGAAUAAGAAUAACAACCGGCGCAUGAAGACAGCCCUUGCGGAUACACACAACCAGAUCACCCUAAAUAUGUCUGACCUGCAGGGGACACACACCAACGGCAAGGUGCUCAACGGACACAUGUACAACGGGGUCCCUCUCACGGAGCUCGAGUCUGACAGGGAAUGCUGCAGCGGGCGCCCAAAGCACAAUGGUCAUCGCGAAACGAAGGACUCAGUUAUCGUAAAUAGGGGCAGCAUGGCCCCUAAUUUAACUGACCUCCCAGAAUUACCUUCACCAGCAGAAAGCCAGGAUUACGCUGUCCCCGAUGUCACCAAGUCAGCCCUUAUGACCUUUCCACAGGCGCGCAAGCAGAACAAUCUCGACAAGCCGCCCCCACAGUAUGACGCCCUCUACGCUGCAGCCGACAUUGUCAGCACCCAGGUCCCCAAUAUACCUUCACUACAGGGUGUGAGUGGUAACAAUGUGUACGCUGUUCCCAAUGCAGAGCUGCUUCUCAGCAUUGAUGUUUCUGUCAAUGAAUUCCCACGCGAGAACCUACGCUUCAUUGAGGUGUUGGGACAGGGGCAGUUUGGAGAGGUUCACCUGUGUGAUGCAGUGAACAUGAGCCACUUUGUGGAGGAAGACUUCAUAAUGAAUUGCACACUGUCCAGACCGUGCCUGGUGGCCGUCAAAAUACUCAGAACCAACGCAGAGGACAGAGCCAGAAAGGACUUUCUGAAGGAGAUUAAGAUCAUGUCCCAGCUACGGGAUCCCAACAUCGUGCGUGUUCUGGGCGUGUGUACGGGGGAGGAGCCAUUGUGUAUGAUAGUAGAGUACAUGAAGUAUGGAGACCUCAACCAGUUUCUGCUGGACCACGUGCUGGAGACGCCUUCCGCACAGGCUAUCAACGCUAAAAUACUCAGCUACGGGUGCCUGAUCUACAUGGCGUCCCAAAUUGCCUCUGGCAUGAAGUACCUCGAGUCUCUGAACAUGGUGCAUCGUGACCUCGCUGUACGCAACUGUCUUGUUGGCAUGAACUUCACCAUCAAGAUUUCUGAUUUUGGGAUGAGUCGGAUUUUGUACAGUGCUGACUAUUACAAGAUAGAGGGGCGAGCUGUGCUUCCGAUACGAUGGAUGGCAUGGGAGUCAAUACUACUGGGCAAGUUUACGACAAAGUCUGAUGUCUGGUCAUUUGGAGUGACGCUAUGGGAAAUAUUGACUUUUGCCCGUGAUCAACCGUAUCAUAAUCUAAGUGAUGAUCAAGUGAUCGCCAAUGCGGGGCAUUUCUACAGAAGCGACGGACAGCAGAUGCUUCUACCACAGCCCAUUGUUUGCCCCCGUGAGAUUUAUGACAUGAUGAUCGAAUGUUGGAACCGCUCCGACUGUGAGCGACCCACAUUUAAAGACAUUCACAUGUUCUUGUUACGAAAGAACAUGGGAUACAAUCCAAAAGAUGAAAAGAUGAACCAAUUAAAAGUUCCAGUGUGUUAGUUACAGUGACUAAAUAUCGAAGUUAAACUGGACAACUAAGCUAUUGACUCAUUCUGUUCUCUGCCAAGAAUUGUCAGCAAGAUAAAGCUUGAAGCCUUCAUCACUUCUUUUAGUGUCCCAUUGUGCUAUUUACUAAGAAAUGUCUCAGUCCACGAUUUGAGUAAAUGAUAACUUAUAUUAUAACUUUCUUAAUUUGUGCUAACUGUUAUAUUUAUAUUCUGUUAUAUUUAUAUAUGACCGGUUUAUAAUUUUCAAAUUAAAAAAAAACUCUGCAGUGUUUGCAAUAAAGUGUAAAAAUUAUUAAGUUGAAAGAAUUAAGAGUAUGGUGAUUUAGCAUAUAUAUUAUUUGAAAGAAAGCUUGAAGCCUCCAUCACAGCCCAUGACUUGAGAAAAUAGUAACUUUUUGAAUUUGUGCCUACCAUUUUAUUAUUUUACGUCAGAUUCACAUGUCUAUGUUUUAAAAAACUCUGCAGUGUUUGCAAUAAAAACCACAAAUACUUAUGUUAUAAUAAAUUAUAAUAAAAGAGUCUACAUAUAACGGUAUUUGCAAAACAAUUUAAAAAUGACGAUUUCAUACAUAAUGAAUUGUUACAUUUAUAUCUUAGAAAGCUGCAUUUGCUACAUUAGUACAUCCAGGUCUUACAAUUAAGUCAUUGUUGAUAAUUAAAAGAGAAGGAAAGUGUCAAGGAUUUCUUCUUUUAAAAGUUUGAAAUUAAUUUGUUCACAACGGAAGUAGUAUACCUUCUUGCUCCAAACGUAUUUAAGUGCAAUGUGUACCCUGUAGUAUACAGUCAGACUUUGUUACAUCAAAUCAGUCUAAGAAACUUGUUGACAGUUUGACCAAAAAACAAUUCUCGAACAACUGUCCUAGAUUCAAGAAAAGAAUGCUGUAUUGAAACCCUCGCAAUAACACUCACGAAUAUAAAGCAUGUUAACAAUGCUAAAUCACUUAUGAAUAGUAAUCAAUAGCAUUCUGCACAAUAAUGUUUUGAGCUAAAUGUAUGUAGAUGUCAUUCAUAAAGAAAUGAAAAUUUAAUGGCAAGUUCAAAAUAUCUUUCCGUUUACAACGACCCUGUGCUAGAUUUUUGUGCUUGAUUUUAUAACUGAUGUUUAAACUUUAACAUUGAUGUUGAAAGUCUUAAUUUAUGAAAACACGAUCGUACACGACUAAAUAUAACAUUAUAUGUGUUUAUUGAAGUUCGUAAAAUUGUGAAGUUGGAAUGUAAAUUGACUUUAAAUAUUAAUUAACCGUCUUGGAGUAGCAAUGUUCAACUGUUUAUGUAAGAAUAGUAUUUGCGGGGUACAUAAUGCUUAGAAUACUUCAAAAUCUGACGACGAUUGUUCAUGUUCAGCCAUGUAUUACACUAAUUUUAUUAUUCCUUUUUUUUUACAUUGUCAUUGAACAAUUGUGUACAAUUAUACCAGUCUAAAAUGCUAAUCAAAUUGCUAUCAAGUAAUUAUUCGUUACCGGUUUCUAAUGCCAUUUUUGUAUUGUUGUUGUUGUUUAUUUUUUUUUUAGUUCAUAAUUAUUCUUUAGAUGUUUUCAUAUUGACCUCAAAAUGAUUUGAGCUGCGUCAUGCGAAAAUGGGUCUUAUUUAAUGUGCGCCAGAAAAGCCUGUUUAUUGGUCACUCUGGUCAGGAGCUUUAUGUAGGCUAGCUUAUUUUUAUCAAAGUGCUGUAACAUAAUGUGUGUUGUACUUUACUUUCAUAGUCUUCAGUAAACAUUUAGAGGAUAACAGUGAUAUCUAAGACGUUUAAUCCAUAAAUAUCUCUGAUUUCAUGUGCAUAAUAUUUCAUUCCAUUCAUAUUUCACAUGUCAGCUGUAAAUAUCAUUUACGUUUUGUACAUAGAUAUAAGCUGUGCUUGAGAAAAUCAGGGCUUAAUGCAUGUGCAUAAAAUGUUCCAGAUUAGCAUGCGCUAUAAUCAGGGAAGACACUUUCCGCUUUUAUGGUAAUUUUAGUUUAGAAGAAAUCUCUCUUGAGUGAAAUUCCUGUUUAUGUCUGAGCUGUUGGUACUGAUAAGCCUGUGCAGACUAAACAGAGACAAGAAUUUAUGCAAAUACUUUAAGCCCUGAGUGCAGCUGAUAUUAUAUGUUGGUAGUCAUAUAUUUGAAUAAGUCAUGUGCUUUUUUAUGCCCCCCUUCGAUGAAGAGGGGGUAUAUUGUUUAAUGGAUGUCGGUUGGUCUGUCUGUCUGUCGGUAGACCAGUUCGCUUCCGAUCAAUAACUCAUCAAUGGAUUGACCGAUUGGCUUGAAAAUUCACAUGUGGAUUUGCCAUGGUCAGUAGAUUACCCCUAUUGAAAUUGAGGUCACUAGGUCAAAAGUCAAGGUCACUGUUGCAAUAAGUGUGAAAAUCGUUUCCGAUCAAUAACUUGUCAACUAAUUGUUUAAUUGGCUUGGUACUUCACGUGUGAAUUGGCCUUGGGCAGUAGAUGACCCCUAUUGAAAUAAGGGUCACUAGGUUAAAGGACAAGGUCACUGUCUCAAUAAGUGUGAAAAUCGUUUCUGAUGAAUAACUCGUCAACGGAUUGACCGAUUGGCUUGAUACUUCACAUUUGCAUUGGUCUUGGACAGUAGAUGACCCAUAUUGAAAUUUGGGUCACUAGUUAAAAUGUCAAGGUCACUGUCGCAAUAAGUGUGAACAUCGUUUCUGAUUAAUAACUCUUCAAUCAAUUGACCGAUUGGCUUGAUACUUCCCAUGCUCAUAGACCUUGAAAGUAGAUGGCCUCUUUUGAAAUUCGGGUCACUUGAUCAAAGGUCAAGGUCAAUGUCACAAGUGUGGAAAUCAUUUCCGAUAAAUAACUCAUCAACAAAUAGACUGAUUGUCUUGAUACUUCACACGAGCAUUGGCCUUUGACAGUAGAUAACCCCUAUUGAAAUUGGGGUCACUAGUUCAAAGCCCUGAUUGGGGGGGGGGGCAUAUGUCUCCAACCGCGGAACUCUUGUUUCUAUUAUUUUGGUGCUUAAUACUCGUCAUACGUAAAGUUGUAAAAUAAUUGACUCAAAUAAUCUGAAUUUGUUCUCGUUGUUUUCUUUACUUAAAUUAUAAUAAUAAGUAAACUUGCAAGUUGAACUGUCGUUGGUUUUGAAUGGUCAAUUAUGCUCUGAAACAAUGCCAUCAAAUAAUUGGUGUACCAAGUCAAGAGUUGAUCAUCAAACGGUGGUAGCCGCCCUGCAAUUUAAUAUCUGGAACAAUAGUUAUGCUGCCCCCCAUAUUGCUUUGAUGGUUUUCAUAUGUAGCCUAUAAAAUACGCAGUUUAAGGCAUGUAUGCACAUAUGGACAUCGGUCUGAAUAAACAUUGUAUGUUCAUGAUUUACUGUUAGACCAAUCAGAAAUAUUCUAAGAAAUCAUAUAACAUAUGUGAAAUAAAAAAGCAUUUCAGAUUUGCAAGUGGAGCCAUGUGUUAUUAUCAAAGUUUGAAGCAAGAUUUUUAUUCAUUCAUUACAAUGGAACCACAAAGAGAAUAACUGUUCACUUACUAGGUUGUUAAUUUGAUUCAUUUUUAUGCAUUUUCAUUUUAGUUUAACUCACAAGAUUGUGUGAAUUUGUAUAGAUCUGAAUUGGUGUGUAAACAGUUUCUUUUGGCACAUAGGCACAUGGAGCAAAGUGUUCAUAGAACAAUUAUAUCUAGUCAGAUGUAAGGUGUAUGAGUUAUUUUCGUGUUCAAAGUGUAAUAUACGCCUAGCCUAACCCUGUUGUGUUUGAUUGUUUCCACGCCAGUGAUAGUUUAAUGUUAUCACUUGGCAGAUUUACAGCAAUUGAACACUUUUGUCAUCUACCCAUUCAUAUUGAAUGAAGAUUGUUUCUAAUUAUGAUCUGACUUGCUAUUAUAGUCUCAUUAUUAUGUGUACAUGCUGUUGUUAUUUUGUGAACAUGAAAAUGAUAUGUGAGUUAGAACAGGAAUACAAACACAAACUUAUUUACACGUGUCUUUACAAUCUCAGUUGCAUAUUUUGCAAUGACAUAAAUAUUAUGUGCAUAAUCAAGUGAGUUUUAUGAACAUAAAAACGUGGUUGUUGUUCUUAUUUAACUUUGUAUUAUAUAUUAUGGUACCAGAUACCUAUUCAUUCUACUGUAGAUGCAAUACACAUUGAAAGCAAAAAGCAUCUGAAUAAAUAUUCUUACAUAGGUCAAUUAAGCAUAUAAAAAUCAUAUAUAUUUAUUUUGCUUAAUAGGGGUAUUCUUUAUAAACUUGUUUUAUUUUUUUAUGAUACCUGUUUAAUGUAUAUUGGUAUUACAAAUACAUGCAGAAAACGCGAUACAAAUAAUGUUCAGAGGUUACUUAUAUAAAAAUUAUACAAUAAGUACAAUAUUUUAUUACAAGUUCAUUUUUUCUAUGUGGUAUUUCUGUCUGAAUGAUUGCAAUGAUUGUCCUAUUUGUCAUUGUAUA
Dreissena polymorpha is the source of this 7723-nucleotide messenger RNA. RefSeq names its product discoidin domain-containing receptor 2-like. Lineage: Eukaryota; Metazoa; Mollusca; Bivalvia; Myida; Dreissenidae. Gene Ontology annotation, molecular function: protein tyrosine kinase collagen receptor activity; collagen binding; ATP binding. The transcript has 17 exons. Bases 425 to 3334 code for a protein of 969 amino acids. Gene Ontology annotation, biological process: positive regulation of kinase activity; multicellular organism development; cell surface receptor protein tyrosine kinase signaling pathway. Gene Ontology annotation, cellular component: signaling receptor complex. The record is from RefSeq and is a predicted model, not a curated record.